AGCUCAUAGUGUGUUUUGAGUUGCUUGUAGGGUGUGCCUAUUUAUAAGGUGGAAUUCUAUCCAAUUAAUAUCUCAAGCACACCUACAAAUGUGAUUGAAACUCAUCUCACUAAUUUACUUGAUUUGGACUUUGCUGUAGACAUUGAUGUUCAUAUUAAUCCACUUGGGUCGAGUCAAACUUUGGCCCAGAGUCUCAAAUAGACUAAUCAAGCACUAAUCUAAUGUUUGGCAGCUUGGAUUAUGGAAGAGGCCAAGCUGAUAGAUGAGUUAAUGGAAUAAAUACCUAGCAAAAAGGGAAUUCAAAUUUUUAGCUUCCAGUAAAGCAAUCUCCUAUACUACAUUCAUUGAUCAUUUGAUUCCAAAAACGUAAACAUUGAAAACAUUUCAGCAAUAUAUACCAUGCCCAACAUAUAUUACAAUAGAUCUGCUCAAAUUGCAAUUUAGUUACAAAAGAUUUUAGACACCAACACAUACAAAAUUAUUUAUGCAUUUCUUUGCUGCUUUGUAUCAUGUUCUAUCUCUUGACUUGGUUGACUGUACCCUCGUAAGAGCUAUAUAAUAUGCCAUUUAAAAAAAUAAAAAGAAAAAAAGAAGAAGAGAGAGAUAGCAACAUAAACCAAUCAAUCUAAAUUUAAUUCAGGUGUUAAUGAUCAGAGAUUUGGACGCAAUACAUUGGUAGUUAGAUAUCAAGAGAUAGAGAUAGAUAGAUAGAGAGAGAGAGAGAGAGAGGUCUGACCACCAAGAUAACCUUCAGUUGACAUUUGAAUAUGAUCCCUAUCUUUAUUGCAAAAUUCUCGUUACAAUUGGAGCAGCAGCUCAUCCAGCCACCACGUGAUUCCUCGCAUGCUACACCCGCCAAAUGGACCGCUGUCUUCUUCCUCCCAAAGGCAUCUUUUCAGUGAAAACUUCUAUUUAAAACUAAUCUACUUCACCUUCUCCUCUGUUUCUUUCCUACUGUUUUUUCCAUCUACCACUUUGAUUCCCAGUGAUGAAGCUUCAACUUCUAAGCUUCCUCUCAGUUCACUUGCUACUACUGCUCUCAGUGCCUGCCUCCUCCUCUCCAUGUCACUUCCCUGCUGUCUUUAAUCUUGGGGACUCCAACUCCGACACCGGUGGGCUGUCGGCCACCUUUGGGCCAUUGACUUACCCUUAUGGGGAGUCUCUCUUCGGGAAGCCUGCAGGCAGAUACUCGGAUGGCAGACUCAUUAUCGACUUCAUCGCUGAGAGCCUUGGAUUGCCUUAUAUCAGUGCCUAUCUGGAUUCCAUGGGCACCAAUUUUAGCCAUGGUGCAAAUUUUGCGACUGCGCUGUCUACAAUACUUCCACAGAAUAUAACUCUAUCUCAGGGUGGUUACAGUCCAUUCUCCUUAGAUGUGCAGCUGAAGCAGUUCUUGCAGUUCAAGUCCCGGUCUCAAAUGAUCUAUAAUGAAGGAGGAAUCUACAAGGAUUUGAUUCCCAAAGAGGAGUACUUCUCUCGGGCGCUGUAUACAUUCGACAUCGGUCAGAAUGACCUCACUGCAUUCUACUUCCUCAACGAGUCCACAGAAGAAUACAUUCCCAAUGCUCUGAAGGAAUUCUCCAGAGUGAUCAAGAGCAUAUAUGAGGAGGGAGGGAGAUCAUUCUGGAUCCACAACACUGGUCCGCUAGGCUGCCUUCCCUAUGUUCUGGUGCAAGGCCACCUUGCACCAUCAGAUUUAGACUCAGCUGGCUGUGCAAUUCGUUACAAUAAAUUAGCCCAAGAAUUCAAUAGAAUGCUCAAUGACACAGUGGCUCAGCUCAGAAAGGAUCUCCCUCUUGCAGCAUUCACAUUAGUGGACAUGUACUCCAUUAAGUACUUGCUCGUAAGUCAGGCAACAAAGCAAGGAUUUGUGCUACCGUUUAGAGCUUGUUGCGGCUACGGUGGCGGCGUCUACAACUACAAUUCUAAUAUUCGGUGCGGAGAUAUGGCGAAGGUGAAUGGAACUAUGAUACUUCUUGGGAAGUCAUGUAGGAAUCCCAGGAAAAGAAUCAAUUGGGAUGGAGUUCAUUACACUGAGGCUGCAAACAGAUGGGUGUUUAAUCAGAUCUCCAGGGGGGCUUUUUCAGACCCUGCUAUGCCAUUGAGCAUGGCAUGUCACAGGAAGACACCAACAAAAUGAUACUUACUGAUAGCA
Molecule: messenger RNA, 2152 nt
Organism: Phoenix dactylifera (date palm)
Lineage: Eukaryota; Viridiplantae; Streptophyta; Magnoliopsida; Arecales; Arecaceae
Product: GDSL esterase/lipase ACHE-like
Molecular function (GO): hydrolase activity, acting on ester bonds
Source: RefSeq, a predicted model, not a curated record